Fundulus heteroclitus (mummichog) is the source of this 3533-nucleotide messenger RNA. RefSeq names its product sorbin and SH3 domain containing 3 (gene sorbs3). The record is from RefSeq and is a predicted model, not a curated record. The transcript is spliced from 21 exons. Gene Ontology annotation, molecular function: protein binding. Bases 214 to 2316 code for a protein of 700 amino acids. Lineage: Eukaryota; Metazoa; Chordata; Actinopteri; Cyprinodontiformes; Fundulidae.
CUAGAACAAGGGCCAGGAGUGUGAGAGGGGUUGUGUGUCCUGGCCAGUUUGAGGAGUCAGAGAGAGGGAGAGCCGGUCUGCAGCGAGGUGUCCGUGCACAGCUGAGGCGGACGGAGAGAGACGUGUGAGUUCACGGGUCCAUCCCGACAGGGAGAUACUUCAUGCUGAGAGCAAAAGAUUGAUCUCUGGCACAGAGGAACCAUAACAGAUCAUAUGCAGACUCAGCGAAGUACGGAAGUAGCGGCCCAUCCAAAUGGCUCCCAGGCUCAUCUUUCUGGGAAGCCUGAAGUUUCUUCAAGCCAGCAUAUACUGAAUUCUCCGGAGCAAGUGGUGGUCAUCUCCCCUGGACUCCCCACUCCUCCGCUAAGCCCCUUUUGCUCCAGAGGACCAACACCUGGGGUUGUCAAGGGGUCAGAGCUGAACGGAGGAGGCCCAGGCACUCUGAGCUUUGGUUCGUACUAUGGACCUUCACAGUCACAAGCCGAACUGUCCAAUGGAGUCCAGGGCUCCUCCACUUUGCCCCGCAGCAACGAGGGGAGGCUUGUCAAGUUCUCAGGAAUAGGUCCAGUCGAUGAGACCGGGAUGCCCAUCGCGUCCAGAUCGAGCGUGAACAGGCCCAGAGACUGGUACAGGAGCAUGUUCAGACAGAUUCACAAGAAGCCAGAAGAGCUGGAGGAUUCAGAGCCGUGGUCACCUGAACGGCUCCAGUCAUCUGCAGAGAGUGAAAAAAUCCUGGAAGAGGACACGGAUCUCUUUAGGCUGACGCCUUACGGAUCCCUGCCCGACUGGAGCGAGGAUGUAGCUAAGCUGUCGGACCCUGGAAAGCAACACUCUCAACCUAGGAGUAUAUUCGACUUUGAGCCUGAAAGGAGCUCCGCAUCAGAGAGUAAAGGCCAGGUUAUUUCGUCCCCGAAGAGACAGUUUGAGAAACCAAAAGCACCUUCCAUUGAGGCCAGUCUGCAGUCUGAGCUGAGCCAGUUUGAAGCUGAGCUGGACUCGGAGAUUCAGGGCCUGGAGAGGACAAUUUCCCAGAAGAGGCAGCGUCGAGGCCGGGGUGAGGAGGCCACAGGCAGGGAUCCAGUUCCAAAGGCUGGCACUACCAACCACAGCAAUCUCUCAGCGUCUAAGCAGCCUCUCCAACGUGCUGGUGGCUCACCUUUGACUUCUGCUCCUGCACAUGUAGGACGUUCCUCCCCUGCAAAUGAAACCAUGGAGCCCGCAUCAAAAAAAGAAGAGAAAAAGAUGAAAGCUGCAAGAGCCAAGUUUGACUUCAAGGCUCAGUCACCCAGGGAGCUCCCAUUGCAGAAAGGCGACAUUAUUUACAUCCACAGGCAGGUAGAUGCCAACUGGUUUGAAGGGGAGCAUCAUGGGAGAGCUGGUAUUUUCCCAACUUCCUAUGUAGAGGUUCUGCCUCCCACAGAGAAGCCAACACCGAUAAAGUCUCCCACUCUCCAGGUGUUGGAGUAUGGGGAAGCUGUAGCUCUUUAUAACUUCAACGCUGACCUACCUGUUGAGCUUUCCUUUCGUAAAGGUGAAGUGAUCUGUGUAACCCGGUGCGUUGACGAUAAGUGGUUGGAGGGCAGGAUCUCUGGAACGAACCGGAGUGGCAUCUUCCCAGCCAAUUAUGUCCAGGUCAACAAGAUGCCUCGCACCAAAUACUCCACCGAUGACUACUCGCCGGGUCCCAUGUCUCCCAUUUCCCCCGGACCGCUGAGCCCGGGACGUCCACUCCACUCCCCAUCCCCGCGGUCACCACUGUCCCCUUUCACCCCACCUUCCCACAGCCCCAAACCUGAGCACUCCCCCCUGAAAUCGUUGUCACCCGUACCGUAUGGCAGCCCAGCCUCACAGACACGCUCCCACACCCAGACACUGUCACCCCUCCGUUUUCCCCACGGCACCCCCAAUACGGCUCCCCCCACCAACCAAAACAGCCACUUGGCUGAGGCACACUCCACGGUUAGGGCGGUUUCAUCUUCGCCACAGUCUUCAGCGUCCGCGCACAGAGCCGGAGCUCCCUCAGAGAACGCUCCCAGGUUCACUGGUUCCUCACAGGGUGCAAUACCAAGCCCGUAUGCGCCUUCUAAUGCACAUGUCAGCCUACAAGCGCAGAACAACCCUGGCUCAAAAGUGGGGCAACGGCAGCCGUAUAAAGCUAUUUACAACUACGCACCGCAGAACGCAGACGAGCUGGAGCUCAGAGAAGGGGACAUAGUGCAAGUGAUGGAAAAAUGUGACGACGGCUGGUUUGUAGGUACGUCAGAACGGACUCAUACUUUUGGGACUUUUCCUGGGAAUUACGUGACACCAGUCUGACCACCUCACUCUGCCUGCCAACAUUCAGUGGGACUCAUAGGAGCGUAGCUAGCGAUCAUUUUCUCGUGCCAUUAUAGCUUAUGUUUUGUGGGGUUUGCAUGUGCACUCUGUAUUCCCGAAGAGAGGGCAGGGACACGCUGUGGUCUCUCUCCUCCUCUUCCCUGCAUGUAUGAGCACAUUCUGAAUGCGAACGUGUGUUGCACAGAAAUCGGAGGAGUGUUUUUAACACACUUGAGAGCAACGCUGAUGCGACUCAUAUGCACAGGACAUUUUAUUUCCCUUGUUCCACAGCUUUUUGCAGCUGCAGGAAAUUUGCAUUCCUUCCCACUGAACAGCACCGUUCCCUCUGAGGUCCUCUUUUUGUCGCCACAGUGCCUACACAAACCACAGCUGGGAUUCCUAAACGAGGAUGGGGAUUUCUGUAGCCUUUUACUGAACUAUUAUUAAUAUCUCUUUUACAUAUGUUUCCCCAGAUUUUCUUUCAGAUGUCUGAAAUAGCUACAGCAGUUUUUGAAGAAACCUCACAAACAUCUGUAGGACAGGAAAUUGGUUUGACAUAUCGUCUGUUUACUGCCUUCCUCAAGUCUGUGACGUAAUGCAUCUGCUAGUUUCUUCUGUUAAUAAAGUGCGAAGCUGCUGUUGUAUGCCUGUAGUGAUAGUAAACACCCCCCCCUGUCACAUUCUCUGCUUCAAAAGAAGCUGUCAUGCGUCCAACAGCAGCAGCAGCAGCAGCAGCUGUGUUUAAGGGGUUGGAUCAAGAAUAUUCUGAUGGUUAAAUGAUCCUUUGAAGUGCUAAGUUUAAUGCUGUGUGUGCCAAAAGUAGCCUAGGAUGACAUGCAUGUGUUCAACUGUCCACGAGACAUUCCCAGCGUCCUCUUCAUGUUUGCAGAAACCGCUUUUGUGAUAUUUACUUUGUUCGUGUGUUGAAGUUAUUUCAAGCGCAGUAUUCGAGAAAAAUCCUCUGUGUUUGGUUCCAGCGUAACUUGAUACGUUUGUAAGACUUUAAAAAGUAUCAACUUUAAGUGACGGUUUCACUGUAAAAAAUAUAUAUAUAUAAUUUCAUUUAGUAGCCACGUAAAAUGGUUGUACAGAUUGUAACAGUUUGUAAAACUGAAAGGAUAAUAUAUAUUUGCUUAAAAAGAACAAUGCAUUGUAUAUCUAUGGUACGCAGUUCAUACAGAAGUUGAUUAAAUAUUAACGAGUGAUACAAAAAGCAA